Messenger RNA from Diachasmimorpha longicaudata, 2112 nucleotides. It is a transcript of the gene EF1a-F2, whose product is annotated as elongation factor 1-alpha. Bases 177 to 1562 code for a protein of 461 amino acids. The transcript has 5 exons. Gene Ontology annotation, biological process: translation; translational elongation. Gene Ontology annotation, molecular function: translation elongation factor activity; GTPase activity; GTP binding. NCBI's taxonomy places the organism in Eukaryota, Metazoa, Arthropoda, Insecta, Hymenoptera, Braconidae. The record is from RefSeq and is a predicted model, not a curated record.
UCCUGCUAUGUAAAAUGAAAGCAUCUUGCGGAGGUACUGGCAAUCGAUAUGCUCGGGCCCCUGGGUUCGAGACUAUAAUCCGGUGAAGCCGUAUGCGCAUGUCACAUCACUUGGACGGUCUCUUUCUGUCGUGGCAUCUGGAGUUUUGACUAGACUGAAACCAAACAAACUUCAUCAUGGGAAAAGAGAAAAUCCAUAUUAACAUCGUCGUCAUUGGACACGUCGAUUCCGGUAAAUCAACGACCACUGGUCAUUUGAUCUACAAAUGCGGUGGUAUUGACAAGCGUACCAUUGAGAAGUUCGAGAAGGAGGCCCAGGAGAUGGGCAAAGGUUCCUUCAAGUACGCAUGGGUACUUGACAAACUGAAGGCCGAGCGUGAGCGUGGUAUCACCAUCGAUAUUGCCCUCUGGAAGUUCGAGACCUCCAAGUACUAUGUUACCAUCAUUGACGCCCCUGGACACAGAGAUUUCAUCAAGAACAUGAUCACUGGUACCUCCCAGGCCGAUUGUGCUGUACUCAUCGUUGCUGCUGGUACUGGUGAAUUCGAGGCUGGUAUCUCCAAGAAUGGACAGACCCGUGAGCACGCCCUUCUGGCCUUCACACUUGGUGUGAAACAGCUCAUCGUUGGUGUCAACAAGAUGGACUCCACUGAGCCACCAUACUCCGAGGCUCGUUUCGAGGAAAUCAAGAAGGAAGUCUCCUCGUACAUCAAGAAGAUCGGAUACAACCCAGCCGCUGUUGCUUUCGUUCCCAUCUCCGGAUGGCACGGAGACAACAUGCUUGAGCCAUCCAGCAAGAUGCCAUGGUUCAAGGGGUGGAAUGUCGAGCGUAAGGAGGGUAAGGCUGAGGGUAAAUGCCUGAUUGAGGCUCUUGACGCCAUUCUGCCACCCAGCAGACCUACCGACAAAGCCCUUCGUCUUCCGCUUCAGGAUGUCUACAAGAUCGGUGGUAUUGGAACGGUGCCAGUCGGUCGUGUUGAGACUGGUGUUUUGAAGCCCGGUAUGGUGGUGACCUUCGCCCCAGCUGGACUCACCACUGAGGUAAAGUCCGUGGAGAUGCACCACGAGGCACUCACGGAGGCUGUACCCGGAGACAAUGUUGGUUUCAACGUCAAGAACGUCUCCAUCAAGGAAUUGCGUCGUGGUUACGUAGCUGGAGACUCCAAGAGCAAUCCACCCAAGGGUGCUGCUGACUUCACCGCUCAGGUAAUUGUCCUCAACCACCCAGGACAGAUCAGCAACGGUUACACGCCCGUGCUCGAUUGUCACACAGCCCACAUUGCCUGCAAAUUCGCAGAGAUCAAGGAGAAGUGUGACCGUCGUACCGGCAAAACAACUGAGGACAACCCCAAGGCCAUCAAAUCUGGUGAUGCUGCCAUCGUAACCCUGGUGCCAAGCAAGCCAAUGUGCGUCGAGGCAUUCCAGGAGUUCCCACCUCUGGGACGUUUCGCUGUACGUGACAUGCGUCAAACCGUAGCCGUCGGUGUUAUCAAGGCUGUUACGUUCAAGGAUGCCUCUGGAAAAGUCACCAAGGCUGCUGAGAAAGCCCAGAAGAAGAAAUAACCAGUUUCCGCGUCUUGUAAUCAAGCCGCCGGAUGCAUGCCGGCAUAUAGUAGCACAAGUAAUUUGUCCAAUUUCACUGGAUCGCUCGUGCUCAUUUCACAAAAGUAUAUCGUUCCUUUUUUAUGUUAAUAAUAAUACUGAUAAUAAAAAGAAUAUGACAACAGUCGAUUUUAGGUACAUGGAGUGUGAGAUCAAUGAGGACUAUCGUGGAUUCAUUGUCCCUAGGAAAUAUAGGGAUAUUUUCAGUGGAUCUAAUUUUUUUUUCAUUGAUCAUUUUGUUCAUUUCUUGUCAAAACGUUCACUCCGACAUUCUUUUCAUCGAAAAGAAUUUCGAAGGAAAAAAUUCAUCGAGAACAAAAUAAUCAUUGAUAAUGACAUAUUUUGAAUUAACUGCAACGAGCUGUACUGUGAAAAUUGUUAUCAAAUUACGUGGGCUAUUAUACAAAUUUGUUUUACGAGUACAUUAAUAACAUCAUAAUUUAGCUCGGCUUAAUUAUAUUUUCUAAUUAUUAUACGGAAAUAAAUCCUAUAUCUGCGAUACUCGACAACA